GGUUUAAGCGUUGGGAAAGGCUGCAAAACGUUGGCGUUAAAGAAACAGAAGGAAAAUAAGAAGAACUCCCGUGCAAAGGAGCGGGAAGGAAACAAACCACCACCACCACCACAACAAAACAUAUUUGGGUGGGUUUAAAGAGAAACCACCCAACAACAGCGGCGCGAGACCCUUUUCUCUCUUUCCAUCACUAAGUGAGUCAGAAGGCUGUAAAGAAGAAGCUGGAAGGAAAGCGGGGCGUUGGGGGAAGGAAUCCUCGGACGAGCAGGGCAGAAUCGCGCUCCAAGGCUUCAGUCAUUGUUCGCUCCUCUCAGCCAGCGCGCGCGAGUGUGUGUGUGUGUGUGUGUGCAUGUGUGUGUGUGUGUUUUGUUAAUGGGGAAGCCUCUCCGUGCAGCUCUUCCCAGCCGCUCUUUCUUGCCUUGCGGCUCACCCAACCCACCCCUGCGCUGCGAGCUUAGUUGAUGCAGCCCGCUGCAUUGUGUAAGACGCGACCUGUUAUGGCCACCACUACUUCCGGGUUCCAGCAUUCUGGUCCAAAUCCACCUCUCCGCCUGUGUGCAACACACACUUUACACACGCACAGGGGACUUGCAGCAGGCAGCAUCGAUCGUGGCUCCUUUAAGACAAACUCAGACAGCCUUUUUUUUUUUAAACCCUCUUCCUCUAGGCUUCUCCAGUUGCAAGGAGGGAAGAGAGAAAAUCUGAUUAGGAAUUAGAACUGAAUCAAACGAGGGCGAAAGAGAAAGGGGGGAGAGGGGGGGAAGAAAGCGAGCUUUUAGACCUUUUAUGCUUUUGAUGUUAACAUUUGAGGUGUCCUGACCAGUGGAAGCACACACAGCGGAUUCUCAUCAUUCAUUCACCACCUUGACAAGCUCGCCUUUGAUUGACAGCUGGAGUGGCAAAAAGUCAUGCGAGUUGGUAGUUGGGUUUGAGAGGCACUUUAAAAAAAAAAAAACUGAUUUGGGGGAAAGGAUAUUUGCUUUCUCCCCGCCGCUGUCUUGGAAACCAGAAGGGACGAGUGUGAGAGACACAGAAAGAGGAAGGAAAGAAAGAAGGAAGGAAGGAAGGAAGGAAGGAAGAGAGGAGACGAGAGGAGAGAAGCUUCUUCUUCUUAUCUUUUAAAUGCUGAAUGAUCGUACCGCUGCUCUGAGGUCCAUCCGGCUGAAGACUCCGAUCGGCUACUACUCAAACAGCUGGCGACUUUAAAGGAUUCUUUUUCCUUUUAUUUUGGGGGGUGGGUGGGGGGGUGGGGGAGAUCGCGUUUUGUUUCUUUUCACGCUGGCCUUAAAGAGGAUAUAUUAGAAGUUGAAAAGGAAGGGUGCGAAGCAGGCCGAUGGCGCAAAGGUACGACGAUUUACCCCAUUACGGUGGGAUGGAUGGAGUGGGGAUCCCGAGCACCAUGUACGGGGACCCCCAUGCCGCCAGAUCCAUGCAGCCUGUCCACCACCUGAAUCACGGUCCUCCGCUUCACUCCCAUCAAUACCCGCACACAGCUCACACCAACGCCAUGCCUCCAAGCAUGGGCUCCUCUGUCAAUGACGCUUUAAAGAGAGAUAAAGAUGCCAUUUAUGGACAUCCCCUCUUCCCACUUUUAGCACUGAUUUUUGAGAAAUGUGAAUUAGCGACAUGCACUCCCCGGGAACCCGGGGUGGCGGGAGGCGACGUUUGUUCUUCAGAGUCUUUCAACGAAGACAUAGCAGUGUUCGCCAAACAGAUCCGAGCAGAGAAACCCUUAUUUUCUUCUAAUCCCGAACUGGAUAACUUGAUGAUCCAGGCCAUACAAGUAUUAAGGUUUCAUCUGUUGGAAUUAGAGAAGGUACACGAAUUAUGUGACAAUUUCUGCCAUCGGUAUAUUAGCUGUUUGAAAGGAAAAAUGCCUAUCGAUUUGGUGAUAGACGAUAGAGAAGGCGGAUCAAAAUCAGACAGUGAAGACAUAACGAGAUCAGCAAAUCUAACAGAUCAGCCUUCCUGGAACAGAGAUCAUGAUGACACAGCAUCGACACGUUCAGGAGGAACGCCGGGGCCAUCCAGUGGGGGGCAUACAUCACACAGUGGGGACAACAGUAGUGAACAGGGUGAUGGCUUGGACAACAGUGUAGCUUCUCCCAGCACAGGUGAUGAUGAUGAUCCAGAUAAGGACAAAAAGCGACAUAAAAAGCGUGGCAUCUUUCCCAAAGUAGCCACAAAUAUCAUGAGGGCAUGGCUAUUCCAGCAUCUAACACAUCCUUACCCUUCAGAAGAACAGAAAAAGCAGUUGGCACAAGACACAGGGCUCACAAUACUUCAAGUGAACAAUUGGUUUAUUAAUGCUAGAAGAAGAAUAGUCCAGCCCAUGAUAGACCAGUCGAACCGAGCAGGACCUAUGAGUGGAAUGGGCAUGAAUAUGGGCAUGGAGGGGCAAUGGCACUACAUGUAACCUUCAUCUAGUUAACCAAUCGCAAAGCAAGGGGGAAGACUGCAAAGUAUGCCAGGGGAUUAUGUGUCUCGGGGUGGUCCAAUGGGCAUGAAUAUGGGACAGCCAAGUUAUACACCACCCCAGAUGCCCCCACAUCCAGCUCAGCUGCGUCAUGGGCCCCCCAUGCAUACCUACAUUCCUGGACACCCACACCACCCAGCAAUGAUGAUGCAUGGAGGACCACCCCACCCUGGAAUGCCGAUGUCAGCGACUAGCCCCACAAUGCUCAAUACAGGAGACCCAGCAAUGAGUGGACAAGUGAUGGACAUUCAUGCUCAGUAGCUUAAGGGAAUAUACUUUGUCUUCAAUUACGACAUUGAAAUAUUGUCGUUCUGCGAUGACUAAUGGAGUUCCAUUCUUGGCGUCUAGUUUGGACCAAGGAACAAUCCUAUUCUACUUUAUAGGGACCCUGAAAAGCAGGAAAACCACACCAACUGAAGUCAACUUCUGGGGACAUGCAAAAUAACUAUAUAAGGCAGCAGAGUGGAAUAUUGUAAAAUGCUAUUAUUCUGUUAUCCAUAUUAUGUUGUUUCUUAUAGAUUUUUUAAGAAAAAAAUGUGAAUUUUUUUCCACACUAUGUGUGUUGUUUCCAUAGCUCUUCACUUCCUCCAGAAGCCUCCUUACAUUUUUUUAAAAAGCCUUACAGUUACCUUGCAAAUGGGGGGGGGGUUAUUUGCAGGAUUCUUAGAGCAUUAAAAAUAUCUAUGUCAGGCAGAAGAACAUUUCUUCUAUCCUAGGAUUUCAGCCAUGCACUCUGUAUUUCUCUCUCUCCCCCCCCCCCCCCGCUUUUUUCUAGCCUGGGGCGUGAAUUUGCAUGUCUAAUUCAUUUACUCACCAUAUUUGAAUUGGCCUGAACAGAUGUAAAUCGGGAAGGAUGGGAAAAACUGCAGUCCUCAACAAUGAUUAAUCAGCUGUUGCAGGCAUUGUCUUAAGGAGACUGGUAGGAGGAGUCAUGGAAACCAAGAGAAAGUGUAUUUGGACUUAAUUGUCACAUCAAAGCAUCAUUGUCCCCAUGCAGCAAAAACCACCACCUACAUCACUUCCUGUUUUUAUGCCGCUCAAAACAUGAACUGAAGAGUUAUUUUUACUAUGUUGACUUUAUUUUUUGGGCAAAGCAUCAGUCGUGCAUUUUUCCAUAGUCCCAUCAUGGAGCAUAUAUGUAUACAUUGUAAAUAAAUUUUGUGCAAAAAGGACUGGAAAAAUGAACUGUAUUAUUGCAUUUUUUUUUGUAAAAGUAGCAGUUUGGUAUGAGUUGGCAUGCAUACAGAUUUACUAAGUGGGAUAAGCUAAUUAUACUUUUGUUGUGGUUAAACAAAUGCUUGUUGAUAGCCUUUUUCUAUCAAGAAACCAAGGAGCUAAUUAUUAUUAAUAAUCAUUGCACAUUGAGUCUUAGAGUUUCUGAUUGAAACUGUUUGGAUUGUACAAUAACUCAAAGCCCAGUUGUAGUAGUUUGAGUGCAGUAAUGAAAUCUGAAUCUAAAAUAAAAGCAAAUUAUUUUUUGUCA
Hemicordylus capensis (graceful crag lizard) is the source of this 3959-nucleotide messenger RNA. RefSeq names its product Meis homeobox 1 (gene MEIS1). The record is from RefSeq and is a predicted model, not a curated record. The transcript has 12 exons. Bases 1334 to 2416 code for a protein of 360 amino acids. Gene Ontology annotation, biological process: animal organ morphogenesis; embryonic pattern specification; brain development. Lineage: Eukaryota; Metazoa; Chordata; Lepidosauria; Squamata; Cordylidae. Gene Ontology annotation, molecular function: RNA polymerase II cis-regulatory region sequence-specific DNA binding; DNA-binding transcription activator activity, RNA polymerase II-specific.